UAUUUGAUUCAGUUCUAAACAAGUUUUUUUUUAGUUUCAGGUUCAGGUCGGGAAGAAAAGGGCUACUAUUCUUAGCGUUGGUUCUCCGCCAUCCUACGAUACUCCACCCGCUUCUGCGCAACAAAGUAUUGAUGUAUCGUCAUCAGUCACCACAGAAAUGACAGACACCAGCCAGACACCAACUUCUGCCACAUCAAACCAGACUUCCUCUAACAAGCCGGAUUAUAACGAACAAUCUAUUGAAGGACCAGCCACGCCCUCCACACACACGGAACCAGAAAAUGGUAACACACCAGUCACUGAAACAGAAACAUCGAGACCGGCGUCUCUGACACGUACUCCAUUUCGACCAGUCCGUCCGGUGCAGCCUUCUCCGCAAAUGAACCAAACUUUGACUUUGUUGAAUGUGCUUACAGAUCAAGUGCGAGACCUAUCAAAGGAAGUAAUUGAGAGUAAAAAGGGACAGGCCGCGUACAAUAAAAGAUUAACAGAUAUUGAAGCUACUCAGGCAGUGAUUAUGAGUAAACUUGAUAUUUUGAUUAAUCAAAAGCAACUCCAGUCUUCACCUGUAGAGAACUGUGCCUCGCAUGACACCGAGGAAGCUCCUGAUAUUGAUGACCAGUAUGUGUUAAGUGAGUCGCUGUUAAGAACUCUAAGACAUGAAGCAAACAACGCGCAGCAUUUCGCAUGUUUACUCCUUCCGCAUGUAUUUCCAGAGCUGUUCAGUGUAGACAAAUUACGUGUAUUCUAUAACUGGAGUGGGAAUGCUCACGGGAAGCAAGAGUUGGAUCCAGCCAGAAAAGCUGUGGUUAAGAAAUAUACAAACCUUUACUAUCCAGAAACAAAAAAUCCUACAUGUUGGGUCCAGGUUGUUACACGUGUCAAUGAACGUCUAAGAAGAAAGGACAAACUACCGAAAGUUCAACGCCAAACUGAAAAUGAAGGAGCCCAAGAUUUCCAAACUCUUGAGAACAUUCGACCCCUGUCUGACUUGGGUGUCAGUUUCACCCGGUACUUGAACUCUGUGUGAAAUACAAUGCCUUUAUAAAAGAGAAAACUAUAACCAGCUCAUCAAAUGUUGCAUUUACCAACAGAUUGUACGUUAAGUAGUAAAAAAUCUUCGGCAUGUGUCACGCAAUUUGACAUUCUUACAUAAACUGAAGUAAUACUGUUUUAUGUUUUAGCAUGUUUACUGUGCAAGUAUUUUAUCAUGAUUAUUACAACUAAAUGAAAGUAAUUAUAUACAUGAAAACGUUUUGAUUGUGUUCAGGAUUUAAUUUACA
Messenger RNA from Mercenaria mercenaria, 1283 nucleotides. RefSeq lists its product as uncharacterized. The transcript has a single exon. Gene Ontology annotation, biological process: rDNA heterochromatin formation. The record is from RefSeq and is a predicted model, not a curated record. The coding region runs from base 158 to 1030 and encodes 290 amino acids. NCBI's taxonomy places the organism in Eukaryota, Metazoa, Mollusca, Bivalvia, Venerida, Veneridae. Gene Ontology annotation, cellular component: heterochromatin. Gene Ontology annotation, molecular function: DNA binding.